AUCAAAAUCUCUCUAUAUUCGCCAUGGAUACAAUAAGACUUUGGUUAAGCUAUGCAGUGUUGCUCUUUCUUACUCAGAGACAUUCAGUUUGUGCGCAAGGUGGCGGUGUCAUUGGGGGCGCAGGGAUUUUGGUUCAGAGAGCAGCGUUCUGUUUCAACAAUAACCUCCUCUAUAGAGGGUGCAAUGAGGCGUUCAGACUAAACCAAGGAGGUGAAUUCAAGGUUCCACCUGAGGAAACAGACAGGUUCUGCAACGGCCCUUGUGCCGCAGAGACGGAACUCGUGCUUGAAUGCAUUAACAACGUCAUGUCUGAUUUCGUGUUUUACAAUCGUGCUACACCGAGAGAUAUCAGGAACACUCUUCGUGGUGGCUGCAGCAACUCUUUCACUAGAGGAAACUUCAAUGUGGGAAACUAUGCUCAAGGACUCUUUUUUGGCAAAGCCGAGAAGAAGCUGCCUGGUUUUUUCAUUGGACUAGUUCUCGGUUUGGCACCGUUGAUCCUGUAAAGCAUACUUUUGUUAUUCAUUAGACUAUACAAGAGCUUGUAUGUAUAUGAUACUCCAUCUCAUUGGACUAUCAUUGUUUGUCUACAUAGGAAAAACAUGGAUUCAUUGUUACCUUUUUGAUUUUAGAGUCUGCGGCAAAGAUUUACACUUUCUCA
This is a messenger RNA of Brassica oleracea var. oleracea, 661 nucleotides long. RefSeq lists its product as uncharacterized. The coding region runs from base 24 to 506 and encodes 160 amino acids. Lineage: Eukaryota; Viridiplantae; Streptophyta; Magnoliopsida; Brassicales; Brassicaceae. The transcript has 4 exons. The record is from RefSeq and is a predicted model, not a curated record.